This is a messenger RNA of Anisakis simplex (herring worm), 417 nucleotides long. NCBI's taxonomy places the organism in Eukaryota, Metazoa, Nematoda, Chromadorea, Rhabditida, Anisakidae. The record is from the annotation of a GenBank genome assembly.
ACCGAAAACUUCGCGUCUGGUUUGUGUGGCUGCAUACUCACAGUGCUAUCCUAUAUUGUCAUUAUUCUAACAUUACCGUUCUCGUUAUUCUUUUGUAUAGAGAUGGUUCAAGAGUACGAAAGAGCUGUCAUAUUUCGAUUGGGACGAAUACUGAGUGGUGGUGCCCGCGGACCGGGUGAAUUGCUUUGUGGGCGAGAGAAUAUGCUGGUACGUGCUCAGGGCAGGUGGAUUUUUAGGGAACUAAUUUUGGAAUUUUUAGGGAGAAUUCUAAAUGACGAUUCUGAAUUUGCAGGUAUAUUUUUCAUAGUACCAUGCAUUGACACCACUACGAAAGUUGAUCUUCGCCUUGUAACAUUCGAUGUUCCACCUCAAGAGGUGAGUACAAUAUUACACAUUUACCACAAAAAUGAUCUGUAG